Molecule: messenger RNA, 357 nt
Organism: Galeopterus variegatus (Sunda flying lemur)
Lineage: Eukaryota; Metazoa; Chordata; Mammalia; Dermoptera; Cynocephalidae
Product: transmembrane protein 221-like
Exons: 4
Coding region: 1-357 (118 amino acids)
Source: RefSeq, a predicted model, not a curated record
AUGCUCGGCCUCACCUGCCUGCUGCUCGCCGCGCUCUGCGGCCACCUGGGCGCUGAGAUGGCGCGGGGGCCCGGCCCCGGCAGGUCUGACUGGUUUCUCUAUGACUGCCGCCUUCUCAGACACGUGGCCCUUGGGCUCUUCUGCUGUGGGGUCUCCGUCUACUUAGCAGCUCUGCUGCGGGCUGCCCGGGCCACCCGCCGUGGCCUCCAUGAGGUGUCCCUGCCAUCCUUUGAAGACGACCCCACCCGCCCCACUGAAGUCUCCAACAUCAGCCCCAGAGCUCAGCCCCAGCAGGAUGAGGAAACCAAGGCCCCAAGAGAGGCAGUGACCUGCCAAGGGUCCCACAAUGAGUACUGA